AUGGGUGGUGAUGGAGGCAGUAUACCUAGUCGAAUCGACUUGGUUAGAACCUCUGGGUAUAUGUUUAGUAGGAAUCUGGGUGGAAUGGGUUAUUUGCCAAACACACAAUGUAGAACAGUCGAUGAGCACUUAUCUAGCAAUCAGUUGAAACAGUUAAGGUGGACUGCCUGUGCGUUAUCUCAGGAGCCACUAUCUUCUCCCAUUGUUUCUUGUAAAUUAGGAUUAUUGUACAAUAAGGAAGCAGUUCUAAGGUACAUUUUAUCGAAGAAACCUAGAGCUUCAUUUGAACAUUUGAAAGGGUUAAAAGAUAUAAAAGAUGUCAAAUUCAUGGUAUCCAAGUACAGCGCAGUUGAUAAAGAUACAAACAGAUUCAUUUGUCCAAUUUUGAGGACUGAACUGUCAGCAACAAACAGAGGAGUCUUAAUUUGGAAGUGCGGAUGCUGUGUGUCGGAAAAGGCAUUUAAAAAAUUUAUUAACACCAGCUCUAACGAAGGAGUCUGCCCAAAUUGUAACAGUAACUUUACAUUUAACCCGCAAGUUUUUAAUAAAUCGCAAAAUUUACCAUUUAACUUCGAUUUGGUGUUUUUAGUGCCAGACUUAGCCGAGGAAGGCGUGUUAAGAACGAAGUUGCUCCAGCUAAAUCAAAAGAACAGCAAAACAUGA
Messenger RNA from Theileria orientalis strain Shintoku, 663 nucleotides. RefSeq lists its product as uncharacterized. The transcript has 3 exons. NCBI's taxonomy places the organism in Eukaryota, Apicomplexa, Aconoidasida, Piroplasmida, Theileriidae. Gene Ontology annotation, biological process: site-specific DNA replication termination at RTS1 barrier; mitotic DNA replication termination. Gene Ontology annotation, cellular component: nucleus. The coding region runs from base 1 to 663 and encodes 220 amino acids. The record is from RefSeq and is a predicted model, not a curated record.